This is a messenger RNA of Tetrahymena thermophila SB210, 1122 nucleotides long. RefSeq names its product UV excision repair RAD23-like protein, putative. Gene Ontology annotation, biological process: nucleotide-excision repair; proteasome-mediated ubiquitin-dependent protein catabolic process. Gene Ontology annotation, cellular component: cytosol; nucleoplasm. The record is from RefSeq and is a predicted model, not a curated record. Gene Ontology annotation, molecular function: ubiquitin binding; polyubiquitin modification-dependent protein binding; damaged DNA binding. NCBI's taxonomy places the organism in Eukaryota, Ciliophora, Oligohymenophorea, Hymenostomatida, Tetrahymenidae. The transcript has 5 exons.
AUGAAGAUCAACAUUAAGACUUUAAAGGGCACUGAUUUUUUUGAUGUUAACCUUGAAGAAACUGCUACAGUUGCUGAAUUGAAGGAGAAGAUUGCUACUGAAAAGUAAAAGGAAAAAGAUACUAUUAAGUUAGUUCAUAAAGGUAAAUAAUUGACCGAAGACUCUAAGACUCUUGGCGAACUUGGUAUUAAAGAUAAUGAUUUUGUUAUUCUCAUGUUCUUUUAAAAGAAAGCAGAAAAAGAAGAUGCUCCAUAAUAAGCUUAAUCUGAUACCACUUCUACUACCUCCGCUGCCUCAACAACUGCUACUAACCCCACUACUGUUCCUAAGCCUGCUGUUUCCUAACCCGCUACAACAUAAUAAACAGGAAGUUAAGGAACAGGUAGUGAUCUCCUUUAAGGUCCUGAAUUGGAAGCCAAAAUUAAAGAAAUUGAAUCAAUGGGUUUUGAAAGACCUAAGGUUCUUUAAGCUUUGAAGGCCGCUUAUUACAAUCCUGAAAGAGCAGUUGAUUAUUUACUCAGUGGUAAUAUUCCUAAAGAACCUAGUUAAUAAUAGAGUCCUUUACAAGGCUUACAAGGUCCUGGUGUUGAAUAAUUAGCUUAAUUAGCUUAAAAUCCUCAAUUCCAACACAUUGCUUAAGCUAUUCGUUAAAACCCUGCUCUUCUCCAACCUGUCAUGUAAUAAUUAGCUUAAACUAACCCUGAUGUUGCCAGACUUUUACAAUAAAACCCUCAAGCUUUCUUGCAACUCCUCCUUGCUGCCUCUGAAAACGAAGGUGGAUAAACCUUACCUCCAAAUGCCAUCCAAGUCACUCCUGAAGAAAAAGCUGAUAUUGAUGACAUUAUUUCUAUGGGUUUUGAUAAAAAUGACGCCUUAGAAGCAUAUAUUACCUGCGACAAGAACAAAGAAUUAGCAAUUAACUAUCUUUUCGAAGCAAGGGAAAGCGGUACUCUUCUUUCUGAACACAUCCAAAAGGAAGAAUUAGAAGCUGCAUAAUAAUAAUCAUAAAACUAAAAUUAAUAACAAUAAGGUAAUAACCCAAAUCAAUAAUAAUAAUAAGGUGGAUAAGGUGAAGGUGGUGAUAAUGAUGAUGAAGAUGACGAUGAUUUUAUGUAUUAAUGA